Molecule: messenger RNA, 1434 nt
Organism: Symsagittifera roscoffensis
Lineage: Eukaryota; Metazoa; Xenacoelomorpha; Acoela; Convolutidae
Exons: 2
Coding region: 1-1434 (477 amino acids)
Biological process (GO): DNA integration; regulation of DNA-templated transcription
Molecular function (GO): DNA binding
Source: RefSeq, a predicted model, not a curated record
AUGGGCCACCAGGGAAUCGACAAAGUAUAUCAGAGGAUCCUGAAGCACUUUGAGUGGCCUGGAAUGAAAAAAGGCAUGCAAGAAGUGGGUAACAGCAUGUCUGUUAUGCCAACAGGCGAAGAAUCCAAAAAAAUGCGAUUUCCUUUGCAGUCAAUCGAGUCGUCUGAAUUCAACGAGGUGGUGCAGCUUGAUCACCAAAAGAUAUGUAUCACAGACAGUGGUUACGAUCAAGUUUUGGUCAUGAUAGAUCACUUCACGAAGUAUGCAGAGGCCGUGCCCUGCAUAACUGCCUCAGCGGAAGAGACGUGCAAUCACCUGAUAAAUACGUGGAUUGCGAGACAUGGUUGUCCGAUGACAUUUCAAUCGGAUAAUGAAACAGCUUUUGUGGGGGAACUCACGAAAGAGUUUAUGAGACGCUCACAGGUUGCUCAAGCUCACUCCACGACAUACCAUCCCCAGAAGAAUGGCUUAGUAGAAAGGCAGAAUCGAACCUUAGUAUCGUUGCUGAGGGCAUAUUGCUCCAGGUACAUGACCGAUUGGGACAAAUACCUUCCACAAGUGAUGGGGGCUUAUAACAGCACACAAAAUUCCACCACCGGAGUUAGUCCACACAUGAUGCUAACCGGACACGAGAAACUGGAUACUGGUCGAGCCGCUCAUUACGAAAACACUAGGCCACACAACCCCUCGACAGAAGGUUGGUGUAUACCUGCAGACUUGGAAGAGGGGGAUUAUCUGAUGAUGGACCCUGCCUGUAAGGUCAACGAGAAGGGCACCAGGGAAAACAACGAUGGGAAUGAAGUCGUAGAGGAAGGAACAAGUCAACCACUGGACCUGGAUCCAAACGAGGUGAUUGAAGCGGAUGAAGAAACCUUACCCUACGCAGAGGAGGACUGGCAAGACCCCGAACAAAAAGAGGUUCCCAAGAUUUUGGAACCAGAUCUUCCGUUCACAAUACUUUCUCGACAGAAUGACAGGACAAGAGCCAGGAAGAAAAAUAACCCUUACCGCGACGAAUUUGUAGUAGACAGGAUAGAUCUAAAGAAGAUAGUGGAAGAAGUAGUGGGUCUAGAAGAAUUAAAUGUGUCACAGGACAUUGACAUAGUCGAUGAUCACGACGAGGACUGGAUCGAGGACCAGUCGAAACCCGAGGUAGAAUUGGACGAUGAGCAACAGCAAUCCUACGAACAAGAGUUGACGAAUCUGCGGGUCUUGAAGUCGCUGAACAAUAUGACGUCGGACCCAAAGGAGACCAGUGUCACGAUUCAAGAUGUAGAUCGUCAAAGCAUGAAAUACAUGAAAACAGAACGAGAGGAUCCUUCCUGGGCUGUCCAGGAAGGGCGACUACUCAUUCCGGCUUCCAAUCUCGACGUGAUAUCCGGUACGCGAUCGACGGGGACGCCGAUGGAUAUUUUUGCCGGGGAGUGGGGGUAG